Molecule: messenger RNA, 4461 nt
Organism: Sparassis crispa
Lineage: Eukaryota; Fungi; Basidiomycota; Agaricomycetes; Polyporales; Sparassidaceae
Product: Coatomer subunit beta
Exons: 30
Coding region: 1-4461 (1486 amino acids)
Biological process (GO): intracellular protein transport; endoplasmic reticulum to Golgi vesicle-mediated transport; intra-Golgi vesicle-mediated transport
Cellular component (GO): COPI vesicle coat; cytoplasm; membrane
Molecular function (GO): structural molecule activity; transmembrane transporter activity
Source: RefSeq, a predicted model, not a curated record
AUGGCUUCCGCGGACGCGUCUUGCUACACUAUAGUCUUCGAGGACAGCUCAGAGACACCUUCGACCCAAGACCUCCGCACGGCGCUGCAGAAGGGUUCAGAUGAGGUUAAACUCGACACGUUGCGCAAGAUCAUCGUCUCGACAAUAAAUGGAAACCCUCAACCCCAACUGCUUAUGCCAAUUAUUCAAUAUGUAAUGCCCACACGGAACAAGGCGCUGAAGAAGCUCUUGCACUUCUACUGGGAGGUGUGUCCGAAGUACGACGAGAACGGGAAGCUAAAGCAGGAGAUGAUUCUUGUGGUUAACGCCAUUCGGAAUGACCUACAACACCCGAACGAGUACAUCCGGGGCGCGACCCUUCGCUUCCUCCAGAAGAUCUCAAGAGAUGGGGAGCUUCUUGAACCCCUCAUCCCGACCUGCCGCUCCUGCCUGGAGCACCGACACUCGUACGUCCGCAAGAACGCCGUCUUCGCCAUCUACACGAUAUACCGCGAGUUCGAGCACCUCGUCCCGGACGCACCGGAGCUCAUGCAGACGUUUCUCGCCGCUGAGUCGGACGCGACGUGCAAGCGCAACGCGUUCGUGUUCCUCGCGAACUGCGCGAUGCCAAAAGCGGUGGAGUACAUCCUGCAGGUGUUCGACCAGAUCCCGAACAUGGACGAGCUCCUUCAGAUGAGCAUUAUUGAGGUGAUCAGGCUAGACUGCAAGAAGGACAGCAAGCACAGAGCGAAGUACAUCUUGUUGAUAUCUGAGCUUCUGAAUGCGCCUUCGCAUGCUGUAAAGUACGAUGCAGCAACCACCCUAACGUCAUUGACGCAGAAUCCUGCAGCGGUCAAAGCUGCCGCUUCAUGUUAUAUCAACCUCAUCACCAAGGAGUCGGAUAACAACGCGAAACUCAUCGUCCUUGACCGUCUCGACACCCUGCGUUCCAAGCACGGUCAUGUGUUGGACUCGCUCAUCAUGGACGUUCUCCAGAUUUUGUCUAGUCCCGAUCUGGAGGUCCGCCGUAAGGCAAUCAGCAUUGUGCUCAGUAUGAUUUCGAGCAGAAAUGUGGAGGAAGUGGUGCUAUUCUUCAAGAAACAGUUGCAGAAAACACAGGAGCAGGACUUUGAGAAAGCUCCAGAGUACCGGCAACUCCUCAUUCAGUCCAUCCACGUUUGCGCGGUGAAGUUCUCUGAGGUUGCUGCGAGCGUGGUGCAUGCAUUGAUGGAUUUCCUCGGAGACUCCAACAACCCGUCUGCACUCGACGUCGUCGCAUUCGUGCGGGAAGUGGUGGAGAAGUUCCCGCCAUUACGUCGUACCAUCUGCGAAAAACUCAUGCAGACGAUGAGCGAAAUCAAGUCGGGUAAGGUCUACCGCGGUGUGCUGUGGAUCCUCGGGGAGUAUGCCGAACAUAUUUCUGAGAUUCAAGAUAUUUUCCGUGAGCUCCGGAAGGUUCUUGGGGAGAUUCCCAUAUUGGCGUCAGAGCAGCGGCUGCUGGAGGAGUCGGCAGACGAAGACGAGAAGAAGGAGGAGCCGCAGCCGAAAACAGACAGCGGAAAGCCUAGGGUGUUAGCUGAUGGCACAUACGCGACUGAGACAGCGUUCACAAGUAUGUCUAAUGCGAGGCUGGAAGCGGUGAAGGCGGCUGCGAAACCACCCUUGCGAACCUUGAUUCUCGGCGGCGACUUCUUCACGGGAUCUGUGCUAUCAUCGGCAUUGACCAAGCUCGUUCUGCGAUACAGUGAACUCUCGAGCGAUCAGAGAAAGUCCAAUGCUCUCCAAGCAGAAGCUAUGCUCAUCAUGGCCUCUAUCAUCCGCGUUGGGCAAUCCAAGUUCGUGACAGUUCCAAUUGACGAGGACUCGAGCGAGCGGAUCAUGAACUGCAUCCAAACCCUGAGCGAGUUAGAGAAUGAGCCAGCUGUUCACGACAUCUUCCUAAAAAACACAAAGGCCGCCUACUCGAAGAUGGUGUCUGCGCAGGAGAAAAAGGCUGCAGAGAAAAGAGAGCAAGAGAGCGCGAAGGAGAAGAUUGUUCAGGUGGACGAUUUGCUCACUUUCCGCCAGUUCUCCAAGAAGCCUGUGGAGGAGGUCUUUGAUGAUCUCGAAGACGUCGGCCGGGCGACUGGUGCGGGUGAGGUGCCGGAAGACUUUAUCUCUAAUCUAUCCCGCAUAUGCCAGCUUACUGGAUUUUCUGAUCCCAUAUACGCGGAAGCAUAUGUCAAAGUGCAAGGCUUUGAUAUUCUCCUGGAUGUGUUGUUGGUCAAUCAGACGCCGAACACUCUGCAGAAUCUCUGCUUAGACUUUGCCACUCUGGGUGAUUUAAAGCUCGUCGAACGGCCAACAGUAUACACUGUUGCACCUAACAGCUUCCAAAGCAUCAAAGCCACCAUCAAGGUAUCGUCGACAGAGACCGGUGUCAUCUUCGGCAGCAUCUUGUGGGAGGGACCUGGGAUGUCGGAGCAAUGCGUGAUUUUGAACGACAUUCACAUUGACAUCAUGGAUUACAUCAAGCCUGCGUAUUGCACAGAAGCACAAUUCCGCAGCAUGUGGACAGAAUUCGAGUGGGAGAACCGGGUGAACGUCACAACAUCAAUUUCCGAUCCGCGAGAAUACUUGCAGCAUGUCAUGAAAGCGACGAACAUGUCUUGCCUCACACCGGAGGGAGCUGUCUCCGGCGACUGUGAUUUCUUGUCGGCGAAUAUGUAUGCCCGAAGUCUCUUCGGCGAGGAUGCUCUGGCAAAUCUCAGUGUGGAACGAACUGAGGCAGGCAGCAUCACUGGUCACGUCCGGAUACGAAGUAAGACGCAAGGAAUCGCCUUGUCUCUAGGUGAUCGGAUAACCAUGGCUCAAAAGGACAACAAGCCACCUUUGGGAUGGCACACGACGCUGUCCUUACCUUUCUCCUCCCCCGGGUGUGCUAUGUCGGCGAGCUAUACCUCGGAAAAUGACCGGGAGAAAGGAUUCGUCGACGACAAGGAAGAUGUUGUUAUCCCCGUCAAGGAGGACGAUCCCGGUGUCGUCUUGGUGAAACGAUAUGGCCGGCUUGGACCCAUCCUCGAGCGCAUGUUCGCCAGCGGUGUCGAGGCGAGAGGCGUCGAGCGUGUCCCGGAGGAUCAGAGAGAGAACAAAAACUCAUGGAACAAUCUUCUGAUGUGGUGGUCUGUCAAUUGCGUCUUGACCACCAUCCCCAUCGGCGUCCUUGCCCAAGAAUAUUACAGUCUCACUCUACCUCAUGCCAUCGCCACUAUUUUAUGUUUUGGAGCCCUGGGCGCAUUGGCUACCGCGUUCAUUAGCACUCUCGGGCCAAAAACUGGCUUACGGACUAUGAUUAUAACCCGAUUCAGUUCCGGUUACGUUGGUGGAACACUCUACGCCGUGCUCAAUGUCCUUACACAACUUGGUUUUGCUGUCACAGCAGUCAUUCUGGGUGGGGAGACAUUGGCCUCCAUAAAUCCUGGUACCCUUCCUCUGGUAGUCGGCAUCAUCAUCGUCGGUCUGUGCAGUCUGAUCCCCUGCUUCAUCGGCUACCAGAUGGUUCAUUAUUAUGAACGCUAUGCAUGGAUGGUCAUUUUCCUCGUGAUGCUUUUCUUGUGGGGCCUGGGGGGCCGUGCGGGAUUUAACAUCAAUGCGCAGAAACCAUUUGAAGCUACUGGCAGAGCGCUUUCUGCCGACAUUCUGACUUUUGGCAGCAUUGUCUUCGGAUCAGUUACCGGGUGGGCCCCCGUUGCAGCCGACUACAACUGCAAAUUGCCGGCCGACACCCCUAGUGCUAAAGUGUUUGUGCUCACGUUCUUUGGGCUCUUCAUCCCGAUCGCCUUCGUAGAAAUUCUCGGAGCUUCGUUGAUGACCAUCAGUGAUCCUUCGUAUGCGGACGCUAUUACAUCGGGGGAUACAAGCGCUCUUCUGUCCAAAGUUCUCUCCCCAUGGAAGGGUGGAGGAAAAUUCAUCCUCGUUCUCCUUGCCUUCUCUGUUGUUGCGAACAACAUCCCCAACACCUACUCUGCUGGAUUGUCUAUCCAAUCGCUGGGAAGACCGUUCGCGAUGGUACCCCGGUUCUUCUGGGUGCUGUUCUCAUUUGUUGCGUACACGGUUGCUGGAGUUGCUGGCCGCGAGCACUUCGAUGCUAUCUUGUCCAACUUCUUGAGCAUUUUGAGCUACUGGACCGCUUUCUUGGUUGUCAUUGUCGCGGAAGAGCACUUCAUUUUCAGGCGGAAAAAUGGUCCCCUCGGUGGGUAUAACCUGGACGACUGGGACACUCCCAGCAAGCUCCCAGUGGGCGUUGCUGGAGUUCUUGCUGCUUGCUGCGGUAUCGCGGGUGCCGUUGUUGGAAUGUCUCAGGUUUGGUAUACUGGGCCACUUGGCGUUAAGGCUGGAGCCGAUGGGUAUGGUGCAGAUCUCGGCUUCGAACUUGCGGCCGCGUUCUCGGCAGUGGCCUUUCCGCCUCUCCGGUGGCUAGAGAUUCGUCUGACAGGACGAUAG